This is a messenger RNA of Cordyceps militaris CM01, 2085 nucleotides long. Its product is annotated as protein PUF6, putative. Gene Ontology annotation, cellular component: nucleolus. Gene Ontology annotation, biological process: regulation of translation. Bases 1 to 2085 code for a protein of 694 amino acids. The record is from RefSeq and is a predicted model, not a curated record. NCBI's taxonomy places the organism in Eukaryota, Fungi, Ascomycota, Sordariomycetes, Hypocreales, Cordycipitaceae. Gene Ontology annotation, molecular function: mRNA binding. The transcript is spliced from 2 exons.
AUGGCUACAAAAAUCUCCGCCGUGGGUAGCAAGAGAAAAGCUACCGCAGGGGACAAGGGGAAGUCUGGCGCCAUGGUGAAAAAAGCCCGUCUUGAUGGCAACAAAAAGGCUGCGCCUGUCCGCAAAGACGUGGACGAACCCGAAGGCUCUUCGGAUUCUGAGGAUGGUGGCGUCCAGCUUGAGGAUAAGAAACAGAAAAAGUCGGCGGCCAAAGACUACCAGAAGCCUGUUGAUACAGGUCUAUCCUCGCGCGAAUCACACGCCAAACAGAAGCAACUUGCGGCCGAACGCAAGGCAGCCAAGCCGCUCGCCGACGAAGUCCACCGCACGAAAAAGAUUUGGGAGCGACUGCGCCGAAAGUCUCACGUCCCCAAGGAGGAGCGCCACGAGCUCGUCGCCGAACUCUUUACCAUCAUCACCGGCCGCAUGAAGGAAUUUGUCCUCAAGCACGAUGCUGUGCGCGCCGUCCAGACCGCCCUCAAGUAUUCCACGCCCGAGCAGCGCAAGCAGAUUGCCCACGAGCUCGACGGCAGCUACUCCCAGCUGGCCGAGAGCCGGUACGCCAAGUUUCUCAUCGGGAAGCUCCUGGUGCAAAACGACGACGAAAUUCUCAACCUCGUCGUCCCCAACUUUUACGGCCGCGUCCGCAAACUCAUCAACCAUGCCGAGGCCUCGUGGAUCCUGGACGACAUUUACCGCACGGUCGCGACCAAAGAGCAAAAGGCGUCCUUGCUGCGCGAGUGGUACGGCCCCGAGUUCACCCUCAAGGAGCUGACCAAAGGCAAGGCCGUGACGGCCGACCUCAAGGAGAUUCUGGCCGACACACCCAGCAAGCGCGGCCCGAUCAUGAAGUCGCUGCUCGAGAUGAUCAACUCGCUGGUGCAGAAGCGCAUGACUGGCUUCACCAUGCUACACGACGCAAUGCUUCAGUACUACUUGGCUACGGAACCCGGUUCGGAAGAGUUUACCGAAUUUCUGGAGCUUAUCAAGGGCGACGAGACUGGCGAUUUAAUGAAGAAUUUGGCCUUCACCCGCUCAGGCUCGCGGUUGGUCUGCCUGAUGCUUGCCUACGGAACCGCCAAGGAUAGAAAGCAGCUGCUCAAGAACUACAAGGAUGCAUUCCAGACCAUGGCGGGUGACCAAUACGCCCAUCUGGUCAUUCUCACCGCUUAUGACGUUAUUGAUGAUACCAAGCUUGUCGCCAAAUCCAUUUUCCCGGAGCUGGUCGGCGAGAAGAACGAAGAGGUGGUGGAAAAUAUCGUCGGCGCUGUCAACAACCCACAUGCUAGACUGACUUUCCUGUACCUCUUUGAGGGCAUGUCCAAGUCUCUUUUCCCUCCUGGCACUUCUUUUGCCCAGGAUCUGCUCAAAGAAGUUGACGAAAUUCGCAAGACAACAAGUAAAAAGGAUGCGGAUGCUCGUCAGCAGGAACUUGCUUCCACGCUCACCCCACAUCUCUUGGAAGCCAUCGCCACGGCCCCUUCGGAUCUCCUGUCGACGGCAUUCGGCUGCCAAUUUAUCGCAGACGUUCUCCUGUCCAACACGGGCGACAAGGCUGCCGCUCUGGAAGCUGUCGCACAGGCCGCCAAGGGCAGCCCCAACGAGGCGGUGCCAGAGGACGAGCUGCAACCUCCGACUCAUGUUUCUCAAACGCCAUUUGGUGGCCGCACGCUCAAGUCUCUGAUCCAAGGCGGGCGCUUCGACAAGGCGGCGGGCAAGAUUAUCCCCCUCGAGCCCGCGCUGGGCUUUGCCAAUAUUCUAUAUCCCGUGAUUGCCGACUACAUUGUGGACUGGGCGACCGGGCCGAGCUCCUUUGUGGUGGUGGCGCUGCUCGAGGCGGGCGACUUUGGCGAGGCUGAGGCUGUGCGCAAGACGCUCAAGAAGAAUAAGAAGCUGCUGAGCAAGGCGGCGACGGAGCAGACGCCGGAGCAAAAAGCGGUCCAUGAGGCUAGGGAGCAGGCGGCGGCAGCGGCGGCGGAGGCGGGGGACAAGUCGGUAGGCAAAAAGAAGAAGGCUACAGGCAAAAAGAAGGCUGAGCCGUCGGUAGGAAACAGCGGCAGCAAGCUGCUGCUGGAGAAGCUGUAG